GAUUGGCCGGCGGAGCCGUCCCCUGCGGCGCGCGCUGACCUUGGAGUCGCAGCCAUGGUGGCGUAUUGGCGACAGGCCGGGCUCAGCUACAUCCGGUACUCGCAGAUCUGCGCCCAGGCCGUGCGGGCUGCCAUGAAGCCGCAGUACAAAGCAGAGGCGGAGAGGGCAGCGGUGGCCACGGUGAAAACGGUGAAACCCAAAAAGGAGUGAAAUGAACUGAUCUGUGGUGAAUACCAGCAAACUGCAAAGCUGUAGGCAAGCUCAAGACUCUGCAAUGUCACAUCAUCACAUGAACUGUAGGACUUGCCUCUGCAUGUAAAUUGGCAUGCUAAUAAAUGUAAUUUCUGAA
Molecule: messenger RNA, 349 nt
Organism: Malurus melanocephalus (red-backed fairy wren)
Lineage: Eukaryota; Metazoa; Chordata; Aves; Passeriformes; Maluridae
Gene: ATP5F1E
Product: ATP synthase F1 subunit epsilon
Exons: 3
Coding region: 55-210 (51 amino acids)
Biological process (GO): proton motive force-driven mitochondrial ATP synthesis
Cellular component (GO): mitochondrial inner membrane
Molecular function (GO): proton-transporting ATP synthase activity, rotational mechanism
Source: RefSeq, a predicted model, not a curated record